AUGCUCCCUGGAACCCAAGACAAAUUACGGGAUGGCACAAAAUUUGAUUGUUACAUAGUUGGUAUUGCCGGUGGUAGUGGAAGUGGAAAAACUAGUGUUGCAGAACGAAUAAUUACGAACUUAAAUGUGCCAUCGGUAGUGGUUUUAAGCAUGGACUCUUAUUAUAAAGUGUUAACGUCUGAACAAAAGGUUGAGGCUUUUAAUUCUGCAUUUAAUUUUGAUCAUCCAGAUGCCUUUGAUUUUGAUAUACUUUUGGAAAAUUUGAAAGAUUUAAAAGAAGGACUUCCUCAAACAACUUCUUUACAUGGUCCAAAUGUUGUUAUAUUUGAGGGCAUUUUUGCACUAUAUGAUCGUAGGAUUACCGAUUUGAUGGAUUUGAAGAUUUUUGUGGAUACUGAUUCUGACAUUCGACUUGUCCGUCGAUUGAAACGGGAUAUCGAUCAGCGUGGCCGUGAUAUAAAUAGUAUUUUACAGCAAUAUCUUAAUUUCGUCAAGCCUGCAUUUGAUAAUUUUAUACAACCCACCGUGAAGAAUGCUGACGUGAUAAUUCCUCAUGGUCUUGAAAAUUUAGUUGCAAUUGACUUAAUUACUAAACAUAUUCAGUGCCUAUGCCCCACUAAAACUUUAAAGAUUGGAGAGUCAAUG
Scutellospora calospora is the source of this 645-nucleotide messenger RNA. NCBI's taxonomy places the organism in Eukaryota, Fungi, Glomeromycota, Glomeromycetes, Diversisporales, Gigasporaceae. The record is from the annotation of a GenBank genome assembly.